Messenger RNA from Molossus molossus (Pallas's mastiff bat), 3046 nucleotides. RefSeq names its product NUAK family kinase 2 (gene NUAK2). The coding region runs from base 85 to 1962 and encodes 625 amino acids. Gene Ontology annotation, biological process: protein phosphorylation; intracellular signal transduction; microtubule cytoskeleton organization. Gene Ontology annotation, cellular component: cytoplasm. Gene Ontology annotation, molecular function: protein serine/threonine kinase activity; tau-protein kinase activity; ATP binding. Lineage: Eukaryota; Metazoa; Chordata; Mammalia; Chiroptera; Molossidae. The record is from RefSeq and is a predicted model, not a curated record. The transcript is spliced from 7 exons.
UUCCCGUGCUGAGUGCGGGACGUGGGCCCCUAGUCCUGCCUCGCAGCCGCUCCCCACUGCGCCCGCUCUCAGCGCCUGCUGGCCAUGGAGUCGCUGGCUUUCCCCCGGCGCCCCGGCCCGGCUCCUUCCGCGGCUGCCGCCGUCCUGGCCGACGGGCUCAAGUCGCCCAAGCCUCUGAUGAAGAAGCAGGCGGUGAAGCGACACCACCACAAGCACAACCUGAGGCACCGCUACGAGUUCCUGGAGACCCUGGGCAAGGGCACCUACGGCAAGGUGAAGAAGGCGCGGGAGAGCUCGGGGCGCCUGGUGGCCAUCAAGUCAAUCCGGAAAGACAAAAUCAAAGAUGAGCAAGAUCUGAUGCAUAUUCGGCGAGAGAUUGAGAUUAUGUCAUCACUCAACCACCCCCACAUCAUUGUCAUCCAUGAAGUGUUUGAGAACAGCCGCAAGAUUGUGAUCGUCAUGGAGUAUGCCAGCCGGGGAGACCUGUAUGACUACAUUAGUGAGCGGCAGCGGCUCAGUGAGCGCGACGCCCGGCACUUCUUCCGACAGAUUGUCUCCGCUGUGCACUACUGCCACCAGAAUGGGGUUGUCCACCGGGACCUCAAGCUAGAGAACAUCCUCCUCGAUGCGAAUGGGAAUAUCAAGAUUGCUGACUUUGGCCUCUCCAACCUCUACCACCCAGGCAAGUUCCUGCAGACAUUCUGUGGGAGCCCCCUGUACGCCUCGCCCGAGAUCGUCAACGGGAAGCCCUAUGUAGGCCCAGAGGUGGACAGCUGGUCCCUGGGUGUUCUCCUGUACAUCCUGGUGCAUGGCACCAUGCCCUUCGACGGGCAGGACCAUAAGACGCUGGUGAAGCAGAUCAGCAACGGGGCCUACCGGGAGCCACCUAAACCCUCAGAUGCCUGUGGCCUGAUCCGGUGGCUGUUAAUGGUGAACCCCACCCGCCGGGCCACCCUGGAGGAUGUAAUCAGUCACUGGUGGGUCAACUGGGGCUAUGCCACCCGCGUGGGGCAGCAGGAGGCUCUCCACGAGGGAGGGCCCCCGGGCAGUGACUCUGGCCGGGCCUCCAUGGCUGACUGGCUCCGGCGGUCCUCCCGCCCCCUCCUGGAGAAUGGGGCCAAGGUCUGCAGCUUCUUCAAGCAGCACGCACCCGGGGGUGGGAGCACGGCCCCCAGCCUGGAGCGCCAGCAUUCGCUUAAGAAAUCCCGCAAAGAGAACGACAUGGCCCCGUCUCUCCAGGGGGACCCGGCUGACAGCACCUCCCCUCGCCCUGGCAAGGGCAACCUCAAGCUACCGAAAGGCAUUCUCAAGAAGAAGGACUCUGCCUCCUCAGAGUGGGCAGGGGAGGACCCUGAGCUCAGCCCGGCCCCUGCCAGCCCAGGCCAGGCUGCCCCCCUGCUCCCCAAGAAGAGCAUCCUCAAGAAGUCUCGGCAGCGGGAAUCUGGCUACUACUCCUCUCCCGAGCCCAGCGAGUCUGGGGAGCUCCUGGAUGCAGGGGACGUGUUCAUGAGUGGGGACCCGGCGGAGCAGAAGCCGCCCCCGGCCUCAGGGCUGCUCCUCCACCGCAAGGGCAUCCUCAAACACAACGGCAAGUUCUCCUGCACAGCCCUGCACCUCGCGGCCCCCACCACCUUCGGCUCCUUGAAUGAACUGGCCGCACCUCACCCUCCACCCCGGGCCGGCCGCCCCUCGGGAGCUGUGAGUGAGGACAGCAUCCUGUCCUCCGAGUCCUUUGACCAGCUGGACUUGCCUGAAUGGCUCCCAGACCCCCCGCUGCGGGGCUGUGUGUCUGUGGACAACCUCAAUGGGCUUGAGGAGCCCCCUGCAGAGGGCCCUGGAAGCAGGGGCCUGAGGCGAUGGAGGCAAGACCCCCUGGGGGAAAGCUGCUUCUCCCUGACGGACUGCCAGGAGGUGACCGAGGCCUACCGACAGGCACUGGGGGUCUGCCCAAAGCUCAGCUGAGCGUCAGGGCAUCGCCCUGCCGGACAGGCUCUGAGAUGCAGCUGGCAACCGUGAGGGGAGACGCCUUCUCCCUGCCUCCCAGGACCAGCUUCCCAGCCCAGAAGACACAGGGUUUGCAGAAUAGCCCUGGGGCGGGCCGGGUAUGGGAAACAUGGGCAAGAGAACACCAUGAGGGCUCAGUGUCCUCAGCCCUGCCGAACCAAGAAGACAGCAGCGGGGGAAAGUGUAGGGAAGUAGAGGGGAAGGCCCGGGCCAAGUUCAGGUUCUCUGUUGCAUGCACACAGGGUAGGACCACAGAAAUCUGGGGAAAGCACUCUUAUCAGUGCCCAUCUCCUUUAUCGCGACGAGUGCGUUCUGUGCGUGGUGCCUUCUGCCAAGGUGGGGAUGGAGACUUCUCACAUCCCCACCCCAUCCCCACCAGGCACUAAAACUGGAAUAUGGAAACUCCUCGUGUGCCUGGGACACCCCAGGAACAGUCUCCUAGAGUGUGCCUCUCCUUAUUUCUCCCAGCAGCAAGAGGACCCAACCUCCAUUUCCUCAAAGGUUCUCUCCCCUUCCUGUCCCCCCAAACCUGGCCCGAGCUUCCUGGAGUCGCUGCUAUGAAUCUAAAGACUUGAAAAGGCUCAGGCUGCUACUGGACUUCAUCCCAAGAGGCCCAGGCUCCUCUGGACCCCGCCCUGAGCCUCGAAGUCUGUGAACUUCUCCCGCCUCUAAGCUGCUCCUGCUACUGAGAAUGGAUGUCUCUGUUUCUCUGGGUCUUCAGCACCCUAGAAUGUCCUAUUUAUGUUUUCAGCUCUUUGUUCUUAAAAAAAAAAAAAGUGAAUUUUGCUGUUUUCUAUAAUGUGAAUACUAUGUUCUGGAAAGUCCGUUAUACAUCUAACUUUUGUGUACAGAGAAAUAUUUUUGCAAUGAUUCCCUACUGAUCAUGGGGAAGUGGGGGGGGGCCUUUAUAAAUCCACGGGUUCUGUUGCACUGUCCAGAGGGGGUCUCUGGCUCCCUCAUCCAUGCCCUGAUUCUAUCUACCUGAUGGUCCCUCUUCCCUUCUCUGUGGCCAGAAAACACCCACUCCAUUAAAAACCAGAAA